Saccharomyces mikatae IFO 1815 is the source of this 1293-nucleotide messenger RNA. It is a transcript of the gene NGK1, whose product is annotated as hexokinase. Gene Ontology annotation, molecular function: mannokinase activity; glucokinase activity; fructokinase activity. Gene Ontology annotation, cellular component: mitochondrion; cytosol. The transcript has a single exon. Gene Ontology annotation, biological process: glycolytic process; intracellular glucose homeostasis; glucose 6-phosphate metabolic process. The record is from RefSeq and is a predicted model, not a curated record. Bases 1 to 1293 code for a protein of 430 amino acids. NCBI's taxonomy places the organism in Eukaryota, Fungi, Ascomycota, Saccharomycetes, Saccharomycetales, Saccharomycetaceae.
AUGACAAUUGAAAGCGCAGUGGCUCGAGAAUUAGCAAAUUUGAUUAUACCCGCUGACUCAAUUGUUAACGUCGUUGACCAAUUUCAAGAAGAGUUAUUAUCACGACUUCAGACAAACACAAUUUCUAUGCUCCCGCAGUGUUUGGUACCGGAUGAACGAUCACGAUGGAACCCAAAGGAUAGGAUUCUCGCGAUUGAUUUCGGUGGAACAAGGUUAAAAUUUGCAAUAAUCUCAUUGCCCCAAAUUGUCAUUGAAUAUAAUGAUGCCUUUGAGCUUACUUACAACAUCGUUGAUUCGAAUUUUUUUAAUCAAAUUAUCUAUACAAUAUGUACCAGGCUGGCUGCAAAUGGUUAUAUAAAGAGUAAGAAUGAAACUUACGAAAUGCCCAAGUUUUUUGUUUCCGUGACAUUCAGUUUUCCUCUAAAUUCAAAAGGCGAGGUAGUUGCUAUGGGAAAAGGCUUUGUAAUGACCAAUGCUCUUCAAGGAUCAACGGUGAAACAGCUUAUUCAAUCGUCCUUUGAACAGAUAAUAUCAGACAAUAUUGAAGAAUUUUUUUGUGCGAUGAACGUGUGUGAUGUAAUAAACGACGCAAUUGCAGUUUCAUUAACAAGCAAGUUUAUAUGCGAGAGUGAUUCAAUUUCACUUAUAAUUGGAACAGGCACAAACGCAUGUUUCGAGGUACCCUAUGGAUAUUUACCACCAUUUAAGAAGAAUGCCUUGAAGGAAACUUUGCCGUCGAGUUAUAAUAAGGAAACAUUAAAUUUCAAACAUGUUCUCAUCAAUUCUGAAAUUGGUUUUGUUGGGAAAAAUAUCAUCUCGUUACAACCAUUUGACAUUCAUGGAGGAAUCUCAUAUGAAAUGCCAUUAGAAUGUGUCACUUCCGGUAAGUGGCUCCCUCUUUCGCUAAAAAAAAUUCUAUUGCAGUAUAAUAUAAUCUCCAAAGAUUCUACAAUAGAAUUUAAUGGAGAGAUGAUGUGCCAAUUGGCAGAAAACUCCAACAAUAUUUGGUUCGAAAACCAGCAUUAUACGCUGAUCUGUCUAAUCGCCCGUCUUCUAAUCAAAAGAGCUGCAUUUUACGUUGCUGCAAUAGUACAAGCUAUUGAUAUCAUCACAGGCUGCAAAAACUAUAACUUCAUUCAUGUUGGCUAUGUGGGAUCCUUUCUGCACAAUUCUGCCUUUUAUCGGGAACAGAUAAAACAUUAUUCCAGCAUUGACAUUAGGUUGCAAUUCUUGAACCACAGUAAUCUAUUGGGGGCAGCCAUAGCUACUUACUUGAACAAGUCAGACAAGUGA